Messenger RNA from Penicillium salamii, 1113 nucleotides. Lineage: Eukaryota; Fungi; Ascomycota; Eurotiomycetes; Eurotiales; Aspergillaceae. The record is from the annotation of a GenBank genome assembly.
AUGGGAUAUGGUCUACCAGAAAAUAUUCCUCACGUCAACAGGGAUGGGGAAAUCCUGGAGCCAAAGCGUGUGGAUCCCGAGCCCCCCGAUCACCGAAAAAAAUGUCGGCAACCAAAGUGGGAAGGCAAGCAAGUAUUGAAAUGGCUUGUGUGUACUGCGUUAACAUUCGUCCAGGUUUUUGUGAUAACCGGUGCCAAUUCAGGUGUGGGAUUUGAGCUAGCCAAGAUUCUGUACGCUGCAAAUGCAAAAGUAUACUUGGCUGGCAGGUCCGAAAAGCGGGUGCUAGAGGCUAUCCAAAGACUCCAGAAUGAUGUACCUUCAUCACAGGGAACUUUGAUCUGGUUACCAUUAGACCUAGCCGAUCUGGCUUCAGUCAAAAUCGCAGCAGAGGAUUUCCUGAGCAAGGAAGAAAGGCUAGAUGUGCUUUGGAAUAAUGCUGGCGUUAUGUGCACUCCCACCACGGCCAAAUCAGAGCAGGUAAUGUUUUGGACUCUUUCUUUGGUCGGAUACGAUCUUCAGUUAGGCACAAAUGUGCUCGGUCCUUAUCUCCUCACUACCUUGCUGUGCCCCAUAAUGAAAAAGACUGCAGACACAUCCCCCCUUAACUCCGUCAGGGUAUGCUGGGCCAGUUCAAUAACAAUAGAGCUGGCUCCCAACGGGGGCAUUGGCAUGGAUGACUUCGGCUCGCCUGUGUUUUCCAAUAAUAAACUCACUAAUUAUUGUGCCUCAAAGGCUGCAAACAAUAUGUUGGCUUCGGAGUUCGGGAAGAAAUGUCGAGAUGGAAAAGUGCUCAGUGUGGCAUUCAAUCCUGGAAAUCUUAACACAGGGUUAACGCGCUACCUUACAUUGCCGUUUCUUGGAUCGAUUGUGCCCCGUCUCAUGAGCCUUGUUUUGUGGCCAGCUCGCUAUGGAGCAUACACGGAGCUAUAUGCCGGUCUUUCGCCCGAUUUGACAAUUGAAAAGCACGUCGGUGCAUUCAUAUGGCCAUGGGGGCACGUUGGGUAUUUACGUCCAGAUAUCGAGAGCUCGCUACAUUCGCAAGAAGAUGGCGGGUCAGGAAAGGCCGCGCAAUUGUUAAAAUGGUGCGAUCGCGAGAUAAAAGAUUUUAUUUGA